AUGCAUAUCUCAUUCAUUUACCUGUUUUGUUUUUCUUUCGUUCUCGUAAGCGCUCGAAAUGCUUUUAUUAUGGACGAACGGUUUGUGUGCACCGUUAAGAGGUCGUGUCUAGAGUGUCUGAAGUUACCUCAAUGUUCGUGGUGUCCAACAGAAAACAAAUGCUUUUCGAAAACCCUGACGAAGUCUUUGGACUAUUGUGGCAAUGAUACUAUUCCUCACGUCGAUUAUGGAUUGAGUUUUGAAGAAAACGCUGAGUGUUCGUGCAGUAAAGGUGACGUGGGUCGAACCUGCUAUCCACCCGGUGUCACCGAAGGGCCAGAGUGCUCCGGCCGAGGCACAUGUGUUUGUGGCCAGUGUGUGUGCAACCCGCAACCUGAUCCUCAAUACCCGACCAAGACGGUGAUGGGAGAGUACUGCGAGUACGACAAUUUCUCGUGUGACGGCCCUAAAUGCAAUGAAGGGCCAUAUUCUCUCACCAACCCUAAUGUAGUGGACGAUCAAACUAAAACGACCGCUGUUGAAAUACCGGCCUCAUAA
Molecule: messenger RNA, 537 nt
Organism: Spodoptera littoralis (African cotton leafworm)
Lineage: Eukaryota; Metazoa; Arthropoda; Insecta; Lepidoptera; Noctuidae
Source: the annotation of a GenBank genome assembly